This is a messenger RNA of Cicer arietinum (chickpea), 2603 nucleotides long. Its product is annotated as hydroxyproline O-galactosyltransferase GALT6-like. Gene Ontology annotation, molecular function: carbohydrate binding; hydroxyproline O-galactosyltransferase activity. Gene Ontology annotation, cellular component: Golgi membrane. NCBI's taxonomy places the organism in Eukaryota, Viridiplantae, Streptophyta, Magnoliopsida, Fabales, Fabaceae. The record is from RefSeq and is a predicted model, not a curated record.
UCUAAGCUGUCUUGUUCAUUCUCUUUCUCUCUGCAUUUAUAUUUAUUCAUAUUCAUGUCACUGUUUCAACAAAGUUUUUCACAACCUUCCCCAAAUUCCAAAUUUUCAACAAGCUUCCAAAAUUCUUCAACAACAAACCCAGAAAACCAAACCCAUUGAUUCCAUUCUUCUGUCAAAAAGGGUUAAAAUUUCUCAAACCUUUCAACCUAUAUAGUAAAACCAAAAAAAAAAAAAGAAGAAAAAAAAAUGAAGAGGGUAAAGUUUGAAUUUUUCACACUACCCAAUAGAUUAACACUGAUUCAAAUUUUCAUGGUGAUGAUGCUUCUCUACAUUCUCUUCAUGAGUUUUGAAAUACCCUUAGCUUUUAAAGCAGGGUUUGGUUCAGAAACUGUUGCUUUUGGUUUUCUCACCGAUACAAUGCCACUUUUGGUAGAACAAAACCAAGAAAUUCGACCCUUUGUUUCACCAUUGAAGAAAGUUUCAACCUUGAGCUUCAACAAAAGCUUUGACGGUGUCUCACAACUUCAUAAAGUAGCAAAACACGCUUACAUUUCAGGUAAGAAGUUAUGGGAAGAAGUUGAGAGUGGUAAAGUUAAGAGCUUUUCGAGUUUUAAUGUCGAAAACGGUUCGGAUUCUUGUCGAAAUUCGGUUUCCAUUUCUGGGGUUGAGUUUAGGGAGAAGAUGAAAGGUGUGAUGGUGUUGCCUUGUGGUUUGACACUUUGGUCUCACGUGACUGUUGUUGGGACACCACGUUGGGCACAUGCUGAAAGUGAUUCUAAAAUUGCUGCUGUGAAAGAUGGUGAUGAGGCUGUUAUGGUUUCACAGUUUAUGAUGGAGUUGCAGGGUUUGAAAGCUGUUGAUAAUGAAGAACCACCUAGGAUUUUGCAUUUUAAUCCUAGGAUUAAAGGUGAUUGGAGUGGUAAACCUGUUAUUGAACAGAAUACUUGUUAUAGGAUGCAAUGGGGUACUGCUCUUAGGUGUGAGGGUUGGAAGUCUCGUGCUGAUGGGGAAACUGUUGAUGGACAGGUACAAUGUGAGAAAUGGAUUCGCGAUGACGACAAUCGAUCAGAAGAGUGGAAGGCAACAUGGUGGUUGAACAGACUGAUGGGACGAAAAAAAGUCGUGCCUUUGGACUGGCCAUAUCCUUUUGCUGAGGGGAAAUUAUUUGUUCUCACCAUAAGCGCUGGUUUGGAAGGUUACCAUAUUACUGUGGACGGGAGACACGUGACAUCCUUUCCGUAUCGUACAGGCUUUGCUCUUGAGGAUGCUACUGGACUAUCCAUAAACGGAGACGUCGACGUGCAAUCUAUAUUUGCCGCUUCCUUACCUACAUCACAUCCUAGCUUUGCUCCGCAGAUGCAUCUCGAAUUGCUUCCUCAGUGGAAGGCUCCACCUAUUCUUGGUGUGAAUGUGGAGCUUUUCAUCGGUGUCCUUUCGGCUGGCAACCAUUUUGCCGAACGGAUGGCAGUAAGGAAGUCCUGGAUGCAACAUAAGCUUAUCACAUCCUCACAUGUUGUCGCUCGGUUUUUCGUAGCCUUGCAUGGAAGGAAGGAUAUAAAUGCAGACAUAAAGAAAGAAGCCGAGUAUUUCGGUGAUAUUAUUAUAGUCCCGUACAUGGAUCAUUAUGACCUUGUUGUUUUGAAGACCAUAGCUAUAUGUGAAUAUGGGAUUCGCACAGUUGCUGCUAAGUAUAUCAUGAAGUGUGAUGAUGACACGUUUGUGAGAGUGGAUUCUAUCAUUAGCGAAGCGAGACAAGUUCAAAGUGGUAAAAGCCUUUAUAUGGGAAAUAUGAAUUACCACCACAAGCCUCUUCGUGAUGGAAAAUGGGCUGUAACUUAUGAGGAAUGGGAAGAGGAAGAUUAUCCUACCUAUGCUAAUGGUCCGGGUUACAUCGUCUCAUCUGACAUUGCUCGGUUCAUUGUAUCCGAAUUUGAACAGCAAAGAUUGAAAUUAUUUAAAAUGGAAGAUGUGAGCAUGGGAAUGUGGGUAGAGCAAUUCAACAGCUCAAGGAGAGCAGUAGAGUAUGUACACAGCUUGAAGUUCUGCCAAUUCGGGUGCAUAGAAGAUUACUACACCGCACAUUACCAAUCGCCGAGACAAAUGACUUGCAUGUGGGAUAAAUUGCAAGACCAAGGUAAACCACUUUGUUGCAACAUGAGAUGACAAUGUUAGAAGCACAACUAGGAAAUUUACAUUCUCAUGUUGAUAUGUUUAUGUAAAUACACCUUCUUCCGAGGUGGUUUUGGCUCAACCUAUUGGUUCGUAGUUUUUCCAUUCAUUUUUCGAUCCAUCCUCUCGCCUAAAAAGUAGAAUAUAUAGCCUAGGCAUAUUAUAUAUAUAUUUAUAGAUAUAGAGAGAGAGAAAGUGAAGGAACAAACCAAUGGUUUGUAAAUUUGUAGUGUAGAUUGUAGAGUAAACUAGGGGAGAAGUAAAAUAAAGUUAUUUUUCUGCUUUGACUUCAUUUUCAAAUGUUCUUUCAAUUUAGCAGUUUCUACAUUUCAAAAUAAAAGUGUCACCUUGAGGUUACUAUAGUGUAGUAUUUAAUUUGUAUUGUAAAUAGUUUCACAUGAAUGUUCAAUUAAAUUUCACCAUUUAGAUAUUUA